Messenger RNA from Raphanus sativus (radish), 1886 nucleotides. RefSeq lists its product as uncharacterized. The transcript is spliced from 5 exons. Bases 471 to 1001 code for a protein of 176 amino acids. The record is from RefSeq and is a predicted model, not a curated record. Lineage: Eukaryota; Viridiplantae; Streptophyta; Magnoliopsida; Brassicales; Brassicaceae.
ACGAUGCCGGAUGAAACCAACAUCAUCUCCUCUAUCACUUCGUCUUCUCGACUUCCAUCCGAUUGAAACCGAGCCACUCAUUCACAAUCAACACUCCACUUCGCUUCGCUCAAUCAACAUGUUCUUAAUGAUUUCGUUUCAACUCCUUCUUCUCCUGCUUCUUUAUAUACUGAACUUCUUUGUUUGUACAAACCUAAACCCUAUCCGCUCUAAUCUUAAUUCAUGGCGACGAAACCACAUGGGAAAUCCCCUGUCUCAUCCGCUUCUGUUGAAGAAGUCAUGUUCUUCAGAGAUAUCUCUCUAGGUCCCCAAGAAACUCAGCUGCGAUUCCGUCUGAUCCACUUCUGGGAGGCUUGGAACCCCGUGAAGAAAACGCUUAUUGGCCUGGAGAUGCUCCUCAUCGACGAAAAGGGAACUGUGAUUCAAGGAUUCAUCUCGCCUGGACGUAUUAAUAAAUAUAUUUGCAUCAAAUGAAACGAGGCUCAGUUUACAAACUCAACAACUUCUACGGAUCGAAGAACAAAACUGUGUAUCAGGUUUCUGAUCAUGCCGUUACCGUGUCUUUCUCAUGGAACUCUGAACUCUCGGUUCUUGAGGACAGUACCACCCCUUUUGAUGAAGACAGUUUCCGGUUUCAUUCGUAUGCAGAGUUCGAAGCUAACUGUGAUCUCAAAGGAGACCUCUACGACGUAGUUGGCCACAUGAAGUUGGUUAAUGGACAGAGUCUCAUUGAUCGCCCCGUCCUUGACGAAGUGGAGAUUGCAAAGGCGAGGCAUCUUCUGGUUCAUGUGCAAUCACAUGAUGGUCCAGUGAUGAAGCUCUACCUUUGGGACCAGGCUGCAACAGACUUUUGCAAAAAAUUCAAAUCCUACGAGAACACCCCCACCGUCUUACUGGUCACGACCGUUAACACGAAGACUAUAGGAGGUUCCCAUUCCUCUCUUUAUUAUAGCUUACUUACAGUGAUUCCUGAACAAUAUACAGAACAUCCUGAUUCCUGAAUGCAUAGAAAAUAUAUUCUGAAUAAGAAAAAAGGUCAGACUCAUUAGACCUUUAUAAAUUAUUUGAGACUUUCUGUUUUGAUUUUCCUUUUGAUUUGAGAAAUUUGUUCUUACAUUCUUCUGCAGUUGACAAGUUAGUUUACAAGGCUUUAUGUAAGCACUAGAUCAGCUUUCAGAGUUUCUUAAAAAAAGGCAGAAGAUCAUGUGUGAUCGAGACUGGUGUACUCAAAGGCAUUAAUCUAAAUACAUCAAGCGAGCUGGGGAAAGGUUAAUUCUUCGAGAUGGCUGCAUUCUUCGAGAAAAUUUUAAAGAUUCAGAAUUUCAAUGCAACUCCAUGUUCUUUCGUAUAUUGCUCAUGUGGUGACCUCAUGAGAGCAGCCUUUUCUGCACGAAGAAUACAGUCAGGGAUGUACAUGCAAAUGGAUACACAUACGAGGAACCCAUAUCUACUGGUGAAAUCAAAAGAAAAGUUGAACCCUGGAUUGACAAGGCUCAACAGUUCAAAGCAUCAUACAAUCAGAGAGGAUGACGACCAGAGAAGAAAAGCCUUCUUAUUGUUUACGUUAGAGAUUCAUGAGGGGACUUGCUCGAGCCUCAGGAUAGAGUCAUAGAGGGAAGCAUUUCAGAGUCUCAUGUGACUUUGUUCUCUGGAAUUUGUAUACAAACAGAAACAAUACACUCAUGAAGAAGAAGAAUCAGCAACCUGGUAGGGACUUCUUACACGGUUUCAAUAUGGGCCGGAAUUCAUUCAUAUCAGUUGGUUUAAAGUGGUUUAGUGUACAUGUAAAUUAAGUUGGUUUAGUCCGGUUUAGAUAAUCUUAUAUAUAGUUGUAAAUAACAAACUUUACGGUUAACGAGAUUGAAUAAUAUCAUCCUUUACAUUUC